Messenger RNA from Impatiens glandulifera, 1100 nucleotides. RefSeq names its product eukaryotic translation initiation factor 6-2. The transcript is spliced from 7 exons. The record is from RefSeq and is a predicted model, not a curated record. Gene Ontology annotation, biological process: maturation of 5.8S rRNA; cytosolic ribosome assembly; assembly of large subunit precursor of preribosome. Gene Ontology annotation, molecular function: ribosomal large subunit binding. Lineage: Eukaryota; Viridiplantae; Streptophyta; Magnoliopsida; Ericales; Balsaminaceae. Bases 199 to 936 code for a protein of 245 amino acids. Gene Ontology annotation, cellular component: preribosome, large subunit precursor; nucleolus; cytosol.
UGUGGAACCCUAAAUUGAUUGAUUAAUUAGGGUUCUUUGGCCGCACGUUCAGAGCUCUCUCUCCCCUUCAAAGCAGCCUUCACUUCCAUAGGAAAAAAAAAAUAAACUAUCUUCUCAAUCUUCCAAGCCAAGGUUUGAUCGCUUGUUCGUCGACUAUCAAGCCCUGUUUUUUACCAGAUUUGUGCUUGUCUUUCCGUAAUGGCGACUAGACUUCAAUUUGAGAACUCAUGUGAAAUUGGUGUAUUCUCGAAGCUGACAAAUGCAUACUGCCUGGUUGCUAUAGGUGGUUCUGAAAACUUCUACAGUACGUUUGAGUCUGAAUUGGCAGAUGUCAUUCCUGUUGUUAAGACAUCCAUUGGUGGAACCAGGAUUGUUGGACGUCUUUGUGCUGGAAACAAAAACGGGCUUCUUUUGCCUCAUACCACAACCGACCAAGAACUUCAACACUUGAAGAACAGUUUACCUGAUCAAGUUGUGGUGCAAAGGGUAGAUGAGAGACUCUCUGCUCUUGGGAAUUGCAUAGCAUGUAAUGACUAUGUUGCUCUUACACACCCUGAUCUUGACAAGGAAACGGAAGAGCUGAUUGCUGAUGUUCUAGGUGUGGAAGUAUUUAGACAGACUAUUGCUGGUAAUAUCCUUGUUGGAAGUUAUUGUUCAUUCACCAACAAGGGUGGAUUGGUCCAUCCUCAUACAUCUAUUGAAGAUUUGGACGAGCUUUCAACACUCCUCCAGGUCCCGUUGGUGGCUGGAACAGUUAACCGUGGUAGUGAAGUCAUAGCAGCUGGCUUGACUGCUAAUGACUGGACCGCGUUUUGUGGGUCUGACACCACAGCUACUGAGCUGUCUGUUAUUGAGAGUGUUUUCAAGUUUAGAGAAGCCAAGCCAAGCUCUAUUGUCGAUGAGAUGAGGAAAUCGCUCAUUGAUACCUAUGUCUAAAGUGGAAACAUCAUCCUGACCUAUGUCUAAGACACCCAUAUUUAUGUUUUUUUUGUGUCAAGUAUUUUUUUUUGUUCUUAUCUGAAAGUUUAAGUUUGUACUAAUUGAUUUACAUUAUAUAUGGAUCUUAAUGAUUUUAUGAUAUCUCCUUUCUUAGUGCCCCA